Messenger RNA from Armigeres subalbatus, 1662 nucleotides. It is a transcript of the gene Fkbp14, whose product is annotated as peptidyl-prolyl cis-trans isomerase FKBP2. The transcript is spliced from 5 exons. Lineage: Eukaryota; Metazoa; Arthropoda; Insecta; Diptera; Culicidae. The coding region runs from base 298 to 933 and encodes 211 amino acids. Gene Ontology annotation, molecular function: calcium ion binding; peptidyl-prolyl cis-trans isomerase activity. The record is from RefSeq and is a predicted model, not a curated record.
UACCUGUUGAAUAUCAAUGAAACUGCCACCACCGCCACCGUAUUUCUCCGCAUAGACGUUUCCCUCUCCACCCUCGCUCACGGAAAUAAAUUUUGUCUGGCCGGAAUUCAUUCGCCGUCGCCGUUCAGUUAGUCGCACAGUUUCAUCGGGCGUGCACGUCUGUCGUGGCUUUUCGCGUGACCGAGUUACUUCUUACUUGUUUGAAGUUUUGCUUAGUGUGUUCUCGAAAGUGUGUUGCGAGUCAAACCCCCGUGUUCCUUAGGUCAUCGUCAUCUCUGCCCCAAUCGACACAGUAAGAUGAUUUCCAAAGUGCUAGUCCUGGCCUGCCUGGUGGCGGCCGUACUCUGCGAGGGAAAGCUGAAGGUCGACGUGGUCAACGUGCCGGAGGGAUGCACCACCAAGAGCAAAAACGGCGACAUGCUGACGAUGCACUACACCGGCAAGCUCACCGAUGGAACCAAAUUCGAUUCAAGCUUUGACCGCGAUCAGCCGUUCACCUUCCAGCUGGGAGCCGGACAAGUAAUCAAGGGAUGGGACCAAGGACUGACUGAUAUGUGUGUCGGCGAAAAGCGUAAACUUAGCAUUCCACCAGAGUUGGGUUACGGAGAGCGCGGAGCCGGAAACGUGAUCCCUGGAGGUGCCACUUUGGUGUUCGAAGUUGAGCUGAUUAAUAUUGGCGAUACUGCGCCAACCACCAACGUGUUCAAGGAAAUCGAUGAGAACAAGGACAUGCAGCUGAGCCGCGAGGAGGUCAGCGAGUAUCUGAAGAAGCAGAUGGUGGCCGCCGACGGCGGUCAGGAAUCGGAAGACAUCAAGAACAUGAUCGCCGAGCACGACAAACUGGUGGAGGAAAUCUUCCAGCACGAGGACAAGGACAAAAACGGAUACAUCUCGCACGAUGAGUUCUCCGGCCCGAAGCACGACGAGCUGUAAGGGAAAUGAAUGCCGCCUUCCCCGACGAGGUCAAGUUUGAGUUCAAACCAGUUUAGUUCAUAGUUCAAGUCUCUCCAAAACCAAUAAACAACAACCACAAUGUUCUUCCUUUUAGAUUGACUCCAGGGGCGGGCAGCCGUUGGAGUUAGUUUUUAAUAAUUGUUUUGAACAAUUUUAAGUACUCGUUAAUCGUUAUAUCAACCGUCACAAGUUCGCAAGUAGGUGCUGUUGUAAAGUUUCAUUUCCUGAAACCUGUUAACUAUCGUUGAAAUUACUUUUAUUUUUCAAAAUGACAUGAAAGUACACACUAUUUAUUUUAAUGAUAGUUUAUGUUUUGCCCGGAUAAGUACUUGAUAGCGCAAGUAGGGACAUAAAGUUUAUUAUAGGUGAAAAUAACACAAAGUAGUACGAAGGCUAAAUCUUUGAGCGUAUAGUCAAAUCGCGGUUUCCUUUAUUGUACAUACGUUGAACUUACGGAAUAGGUCAAUAGCGUUUACAAUUUCGGUUUUUACAUUCCAUUUGGAGAUAGGGUAGCGAAAAUUGAGCUGGAAAUGGUCAACAGGCAAAAUUACCUUUGAGACAAGUCCAUCGUAAUAGAGACAACAUGUAAGGGAUCCGUUUCCAAAUUCCAAAUCGCAGCACAAGAAUACACACGUAAACACGCAAGAAAAAAAACAUAUCACUUGAGAAAAAUGAAAAAUAAAGACUUUUUUUGUAUAGAAAUAUAAA